UGUUAGAGGAACUGUUCAGUUUAUGGCCUGAGUGAGCGACACCCUGAUACAUCAGGUUCUACAUAAGCAGCUACGUUGUGACACAAUGUUCUGCUGGUUCAGGAGCCGGGCAACACCCAGAGUCAACAUGGCCUCCAUCCUGGGCAUAUCGCUGCUGGCUCUGGUUCUGCCGGGCCCCGGCGUGGCCUUUGUUCCCAUCGGGGGAGGAACAUCCACCCAUGUCAGCAUUACAGGAAGCGCUCUUCUGCAGAAGGUUACGGAGACGUGUCGGGCGGUGGCCGAGGCGGCCGGUCAUGAGUUCAGUCCCACAGGCCCCUCUCCAGAGGAGCUUGUCCAGGCUUGCCUGGGCCCCACAGCAACAGGAGACGUGUCUGGUGCCAAGUUUCAAUCAGCCCUUCACGAGAUCUACACGCAGAACGGGCUGGUGGAUCGGGACUUUGUCAACAGUGCUCCACAUCACUUCAACUCUGAAGCUUUCCUUGAGGGGCGUGGCCUGAUCAUGGAGGGCAUGGUGGCCAUAAAGGCUAACAUCCGAGAGGAGAACUUUAAAGCUGCCAGGGAAACACUGGGGAGGGUCCUUCACACACUCCAGGACUUCUACAGCCACAGUAACUGGGUGGAGUUGGGAUACUCAGAGCCAUAUAUCAACCUCAUACGGCCUGACCUUCCUAUUGAAAACCUCGCAGAUGUGAACACUGCCACCUGCAGUAACUGUGCCAGUGGAACGUGCUCAAACCAAAUCCUCCAGAGCAUCAUGCAGAAGAAGAAACUCACAUCAGGCUACAUGGGAAUCUUCUCCUCAUCAAAGCCUGAAGGUAAGUGCAGCCAUGGAGGUGCCGCAGAUCUCACCAGCACAACCGUUCCUCGUGGAGGAAUCCACAAAGACGAGCGCAAUCCGCACAAUGCGGCUUUCCACGAUGCUGCUGUCAGCUUGGCCACAGAAGCUAGCCUACAGCUGCUGGAAGACAUCCGCUUAGCAACAGGGGACCAGGACUUUCUCAGGAUGAUGGGGAUUGCGCGCUCAUCUGUUGUGGCCUUUGUGAUCGACACCACCGGCAGCAUGAGGGAUGACAUUGAAGAAGCUAGAUCAGUGGUUUACGAGAUCAUUAACAGCAAAAAAGGAACACAAGACGAACCGUCUGAGUAUAUCCUUGUGCCCUUCAACGACCCACAUUUUGGACCAAUGAUCAGGACAACUGACCCUGAAAGGAUGAAAACAGAAAUCUCUAAGCUCAGAGCAAACGGCGGUGGAGAUGAACCAGAGAUGUGCCUUUCUGGACUUCAGCUCGCUCUCACUGGAGCCCCUUCUUCAUCCCACAUCUAUGUUUUCACUGAUGCUAUAGCCAAGGACAUCGCCCUCAAAGACACCAUCAUUGCCCUCAUCAGGAGCACCAAAUCCACAGUGUCAUUCUUUAUGACUGCAGCCAAGAGAAGGCGUCGUCGUUCUGUCAGAGCUGCUUCCUUUGGAGACUACAAGGAUCUAGCUGUAGCAUCUGGAGGCCAGGCCAUCCAAGUGUCCAAGGCGGAGCUGCCUCAGGCCACAGAUGUUAUCCUUGACACAUCAACAUCUGCCCUGGUAACAGUAUUUCAACAAGUACGAAGCACUGGAAGUGAAGAGACUUUCUCCUUCAUAUUGGAUGAAUCGCUGAAAAACAUCACGAUCUACAUCACAGGAGCCUCCAUAGCGUUCACGCUGACCAACCCUAAUGGUUUGCAGCAGAAAUUCGAUGAGCCUAGAGGACGACUGGGUACCAUUCAGACCGUGGGCAACCUCAGGAGGUUUCGUCUAAGGUCGAACCAUCAGCCAGGAACCUGGCAGUUGUACACCAGAACAUCGCAGCCAUAUACAGUUAUAGUCACAGGUCAGAGCACAAUUACCUUCAUUUAUGACUUUGUGGAAAACUUCACUGGACCUCAUCCGGGCUAUGCGGUUCUUAGUGGCCGUCCACAAGCAGGCCAGCCUGCCACCCUGAUGCUUUCGGUACUUGGCAGAAAAGGUCCAUCAUCAGUGACGGUUACAGAUGUUGGCCUGCUGAUACCAUCUAGCCGUGAUGGUGUUUCCAACAGCACAAUGACUGACAUGGGUAAUGGAGACAUCCUGGUCACUGUGGAUAAAGUCCCUGAGGGAGAGUUCGUUGUCGCUCUGACGGGAACAAACCAAAUGUCUAAAAAUGAAUUUCAGAGGCAAUCAACCACAAAGAUGUCCAUCUCUAAGCUGAACAUCCAGGCUAUUGUGGACAGCAGUGUCGAGCCUGGAAAACCCUUUAACGUCCCCUUCAGUGUGAUGACCCGGGGAGGCGGUGGUUCACACCUGCUGAGUGCCCGGAAUGACAGAAAUUAUAAAAUGACCUUCCCAGAGCGCAUCAACUUGUCGACAGGGAAGUACACCAAAGCUACGUUGACCAUUACGCCACCCGCCAACACAGAAUCAGGCACUGAUGUCACUUUGACGAUCGAUGUCAAGACAUCCAGUGGUGUUGAUUCCAAUUACAUCGUUCUGAGAUUGUCUGUGGUCACCAAGAUUACAGACUUUGUGCAGCCACAGUGUGAAGUGGUGAAUGUCUUCGCUGACGAUUGUCCUGAAGAUCAGUCCCAGUGUGGACAUUUCCAGUGGGAGCUGUCGGCUAACCUUACGGAUGGAAACGGCACCGGGAUAGAGAGGAUCUCCCUGCGACAGGGCGCUGGAAUCCUUUCACAUUCGUCACUGACUGCUCCCAACAUCGAGGCACACUAUAACGCCUCCUGCUGCUCGCAGAUUGUUGAGUUUGUAGCUGUGGAUAAAGUUGGUAACGUGGGUAAAUGUUAUCACUCGAUAGAGGAUUCAGACGCCUCUCCUGCGGUAACGCUGUCUCUGCCACUGUGGCUUUGCCUCCUGGUGUCCAUCUUUGUCGCAAGGCCUUGAAGCGGUUUCAUUUGCUGACUCUCAUUUGUUUUUAAGAAGGUAAAAUAAAUUGGGAAAAGGUU
Molecule: messenger RNA, 2964 nt
Organism: Nothobranchius furzeri (turquoise killifish)
Lineage: Eukaryota; Metazoa; Chordata; Actinopteri; Cyprinodontiformes; Nothobranchiidae
Gene: vwa11
Product: von Willebrand factor A domain containing 11
Source: RefSeq, a predicted model, not a curated record